AUGACAGCAACAAAUAUGACUCCAACUGAUAAGCUAGUCUCAACAGGCAAUUAUCAAGAUUUAAAUGAAAAUGAUGGUCUCGAUGCUGAAGAUAAAAUUGUACAAGAAUUUACUCAUUUACUUGAUAAAUCAAAACAACUAUUUAAUGGAUUAAGAGAUCUUCCACAAUAUGGACAUAAACAAUGGCAAGCAUAUUUUGGACGAACAUUUGAUGUUUACACUAAAUUAUGGAAGUUUCAACAACAACAUAGAGUUCUUCUCGAUAAAAAACUUAGUUUGAAACGUUGGCAAAUCGGUGAAAUCGCAUCGAAAAUUGGCCAACUUUAUUAUCAUUUUUAUAUACGAACAUCGGAAGCAAAUUAUUUAAAUGAGGCUUUUGCUUUCUAUUCGGCUAUACGUACACGUGCUUAUUAUUCAAAAGUAAAUCGUGAAGAAAAACCAGAUUUAAUGGUCAAAAAAUUACGCUAUUAUGCACGAUUUAUUGUCGUCUGUCUUUUAUUAAAAAAAACAAAGAUAAUGCGUGAUUUAGUACGUGAAUUGAGUCGUCAAAUCGAUGAAUAUGUUAAAGCAUACGAUCCAGACGAUAGUCUUGAAUGGCAACUUGUAUUAAAUGAAGUUUCAACAUUUAUCGAUAUUGAUAAUCAAUUAAGUGUUGAUCGAACACCACUUACAUUAUAUUAUCGUUUAACAAAUUCUGUAAUACCACCAUUGCCCAUGGGUGCCGAUAAAAUCCUAUCAAAUAUACAAUUAUAUUCACUUGAAGAAAUUAUCAUUAUUGGAAAUUAUCAAGAUCAAAUUAAAUUCAGUGAAUUAACUCUGGAUAUGUAUCGAAUGUUACAAGCAGUUGAAAGACAGUCCAUUGAAUCCACGUCAUCGUCGGAUGAAAGGGCAUUGCUGCAAUCACCAGCUAGUCAACAGAAGGAGAUACUUAAUUUAUCCGAUGGUGAAUUAUCAAUACGUUCAAAUCCUCAUAAAUAUCUUCUCUACAAGCCAACAUUCAGUCAAAUUUACGCAUUUACCGCAUCAGCAUUUAAAGAACUACCGCCAAAUGGCGUUCUUCUUCUUUAUAUAUCUGCUGAUGGCUAUGAUACACAUCUGAAGGUAAAAACUGAACAUUCAUAUGAUUUUGGUGGUGUAAAAACUAAUAAUCGUCGUGACGAAACGAAUGAUAAUUCAAAUUCACCGGCAAAUACUCUUGGAAAAAAAUCACCUUCAACAACAACAACAACAACAACAACAGCAACGACGACAACGACAACGACUCCUAAAGAUAUUCAUAAUAUAUUUCCAGGAGAUUUAUAUCCAUUUUUACGUAAACCAUUAUUUUUAAUUAUCGAUAGUAAUCAUAGUACGGUAUUUCAAAACAUACCGAAUUUAUUUGGUCAACCAUUGGUUUCAUUACUUUCACCUAUUAAAAUACCCGCAGUAUUUCAUGAUUAUCAAAAUAAAGGAAGUUUAUUUACAUUAUUUUUAACAACACCAGCAUUUGCAUUCUGUUUUGUUUGUCAUUUAAAUGAACUAACCAGCGAACAAUGGAAUCUGUGUCAAGAAAAUGUUAAUAAGAUUAUUUUUGAAAUAAUAAAAAUUUUCUUAAAAUCAAAACUUGUUGAUGUUUCAGUCUAUCAUUUUAUUGGUGAUGAUUUCUUAAGAUUAUUUCUUGCACGUUUCGUUUUCUGUUAUGCUGUCCUUCGUUUACAUCGAGCAUUCAAGGGCUCUGGAUUUUAUCCAUCGUCUCAACCGCAAUUAUCAAAUGAUCUUCUUGAAAAUGUUCAAGUACACAAAAUGAUUUUGGAAUUAUCAGCAUCACUAAGUGUUCGUCAAUUAUUUCUUGAAGGACCUCUCAGUGUUGCGGAAUAA
Molecule: messenger RNA, 1857 nt
Organism: Rotaria socialis
Lineage: Eukaryota; Metazoa; Rotifera; Eurotatoria; Philodinida; Philodinidae
Source: the annotation of a GenBank genome assembly